AUGAAAUUCAUCAUCUUCCUCGCUCUCGCCUCAGCGACCCUCAACUCAACGCCUCCCAUUGAGGAUCGUCACGGUCCGGAUCCCCUCCAGUCCAACCGUCCGAAUUAUUAUGGAGUAGAAACGUAUUACCAUUCACCUGAUGUUAGUGCCGCAAACCGUCGUGACUACAGAGCAGCUGGUGAUGACAACCUGAAAGUGCUCCUGGAAAAGUUACAAAUGGUGGCUCGUGUCGCCAACGGAAUCUCCCUCCAACAAGAGCUCUCAACUCCCGGCUCCAUCACCACUGACAAGUUGAUCUCCGAACUUCUUCGAUUUGGCACCACCACCCCUUCCCAAAUCAUUUCAAUCAAUAAGACAACGCUACAAACUACAAUGCAAACGUUGAAGGAGCUGCCGGCUGGAUUGGUGGCUACACCGAAUGUGACGGCGGUGGAGAAGGCGUUGAAGACGAUUGACGGGAUGUUGGAGGAUACGGAAGGGAUUGGGAAUUUGACGAUGGAAAGAAGAGGGAAGGAGGAUUUUGAGGAGUUGGUGAAGAGUUUGGCUGGAAAUACAGUAUCCAUUCCGGAUGUUGAGGAUGCGAAAUUGGGGUGGGCAUACCAUGAUCUGAUUGUUAGCAAAACAAAACCCAUAACGGACAACAAUGCGAAGACAUAUUUCGGUUUGAUAAAAUCUGCCUUGACUGCAACCAAGUCAGCUGGCUCUCAACUAAAAGACGUCAGCUCUUUCUGGACGGCAACAAAAUUCAAAACCUCCCUGGAAUCCCUCGAUCCUACCUUUAAAGCUCUCGCAGAAGCCAAAAAGUACCAAGCCCCGAUAACCCAACUUACCCAGACACCGCCAGACCAAUGGACUGUCUACUCCACCUUCCUAACCGACACUCUCUCCAAGGUCGCCACCCUCAACCGCACUCAUUUCGAUAUCGGAGUCAUCAAGACCCUUCUGGCAGCUCACGAGGACGUCAACAGCCGAAAUCGGAUUCUGGAGCACACCACUGGAUUUCCGGGCGGCACGACAGAUGUGUCGAUGAUGUUUGUGGAUCUGAAUGACGCGUGGAUGAAGAAAGUGGUUGGGACAGAUAGACUGAGUGCUGCAUUGGAACGAUUGAGGGAUUUGGAUGUGUUGGCGAAGAAGGUGAUGGAGGUGUUGAGAGGGAAUCGGUUCGUGGAAGAUAUGGCUCCGUUGUAUACACUCAUCGAUUCGUUCAACAAGUUGAUGGAAGGGAGUAAUGAGACAUUAAAAGGCAUCACGUCUGCUCAAAGAUGUAUCCUUCCCCCUCCAGUCAACACUGCCGUGGUCACCGAUAUCGAACAACUCCUGAAAACUAUUGACACCCAAUUCCAACAAAUCGAUGAAGACUUGAAAGAGCUGAAAUCUGCUGUGAAUGCCGGAGAGCUCCAAAAGAUGUGCGAUGAGGUUCUGGUGUUUUGUGAUGAAUCCGCGAAUGGGGAACACCAGAAGGCUGUUGCAAAUUUCAAGGCCUAUCAAAAGUUGGAAGACUUGAAGGCUGCAGUCUCUGAUGUCUUCAAUGCCACGGAUAAAAUCGACGUAGCACAAAAAGCGAUUAAACAAGGAGCCGAGGAAGUGCAGAAAAAGUUGCUCGACUUGGGAACCUUCUACAAUGGAACCAACAACAUUGCCACCUAUGUCAAGUGUCUGAAAGAGAACAAAAAUCUGAAAGCUGUGCAGGAUACCAUAUUGAAAGUCGAGGAGCUUCGGAAACUCGAUCCGUCUGUGCUGGCUAAAGUGGAUGGAGGUCUGGAAGUCGUGAUGAAGGUAGUUGGCACGUCGGAUGACUUGAAGAAGCUGAUGACAGGGAUCGAUGCGAUGCGUGAGGUCUCGAAUCCCGAGAAUGAUUUGUUGAGGAAUGUUACGGUGGUGUCGAAUCACUCGAUGGUGAUUGGAUGGGCGGUACAAGGGAUAUCGAAUAUGAGGAAUGUUCUAGAGAAGAAGUCGGAGGUCGAAUCGAUUGUUAAGGAUCUGGAUGUGAUAAGUAGCUACAAGACUAACUUGACGGAGGCGGACGAUGUGGAAAGUGUGAAGGCGUUGGAGACGAUUGGCACCGCGAUCCCAGCUAUGUUCUCUUCUCUGGACUCUUUUAAGUCGACACUAUCCAUCCCCACUGGCUCGAAACUUUCCGAUCAAUUUGAGAUAUUUGAGAAAGCCAGGACGAUUCCCGGUGUCCACACAGAAACGAAGAUGUUGGCUACUCUGGAGAAGAUGAAGACGUUAGCGUCAAAACCGGAGGACCAGCAGAAAAUAGGAGAGUUGGAGGUUGAUGUCCGGAAGAUUGAAUCGAUGGGAAUUGACUUUGCAAGUUAUCACAAGAGUUUCGCCGCGGCGAAGGAUUCGUUGGAGGCGUUGGAUGAGUUUUUUGUGGAAUUCGUGCAAGGACUUGAGGCAGUGAUGACAGGGACGGAGGAGGUGAAAAAGACUGACUACACCAAGUACUAUCUGCUCGCAGCCUUCAUCGCCGUCGUCCUCCUCCUAUCCAUUGUGAUCUUCCACUACAUUUGGUACAAAUUCUGGUUCUACUCGUUCUACAUGUUCUACUACAAAUACUUCAAACAUCCCGACUGGGAACAUCCAGACGUCGAAUAUUUGAAUAAGUACUGUGAGAAUUUGAACAAGGAGAUCGAGGAAGUGCACGCGGCGAAACUGAAAGACGCCGAGACGUUUACAAAGAAUCAAGCGUUCUGUCUUCAUUUCGAGCAAAUGUUUGAGUACCAGAAUAAAGUGACGAAACCGGAUGUUGUGACACUGGAACCCGAGGAUUGCGUCUGUCUGACUAAAGAUCAUAAACCCGAUGUCUGCAAGGCGACAAUGCCAAAGCUGAAAUACGAAAAAGAUCGAUUCAAAGAUUCUUUGAUCAACGCGAAUCUUGUCGAACUCAUCCCACCAUACCGUAACCGUCUCUAUCUAUCACAAGUGCCAACUCAAGCUGGACUCGCCAAGUUUUGGUGGACGGUACGACAGAUGAAGUGUAAGACACUGUUCGUAUUCAAUAAACUGGAUGGACAAGAAUAUUACCCGUUUUACCCAACUCGUUCAACUCCUGAAGUAGAGACCAAAGAUCUUUUGGUGAAAUAUGUGGAUAGUGUUAGAAACCCCAACGGCAUACAAGUCAGCGUACGGUUUGGAAAACAAAAACCGUUCAAUGUCACAAUUGUUGAGGACUAUAUGCGUUUCGAUUUCGGGAAAGGAUGGCGCGAACCAUCAGAAAUCGCAGACAAUAUGCGGACUUUGCUGAAACAAAAGUAUCCGGUGAUGAUAACAUGUUAUACUGGUUAUGUGCAGAGUGGAAAUUUGGCGUACGCCGCUCGAAUGAUCACACAAAUCAUGAAAUUGGGUGAAGUGAAAGACCAGUUGUUCUUUGAUGUGUUCAGGGACCUCCGUGCCAGCCGUAAUCAUUGUAUCACUAGUCCAUUCGAAUACGCGUGUGCCGCGAUGGUUGUGUUGGAGCAUUUCAAAUCGACUAAAGGCACACCUACGAAGAAGACCGAAGAGAUUUGCAGUUUUCUGAAGAGUGCUUUUGAUGAAUGGGCUCGGGCGCUAGAUUCUCCUGAUACCCCUGCCCCACCAGACCCGCCUCCUCCUGGCCCACCAGACCAGCCUCCUAAUGACGAUCCCCAACAACCAAAACCAGAAGUGAAGGGAACUGACCAAGUGAAUGGCGGUACUACCCCGGGUACACCUGAUGAUUCUACUGGGACAACAUCCGGUACCGCCGGUACGUCUACCCCAUCUCAAUCUCAUGAAAGCGCUGACCCACCACCACAACCACCUACCGGAACGACGACGACUGAGAAGGCAACUAAGAAAGAAACUAAGAAACCGCCCAAGGAACCGCCUAAGGAUGAUGAGCCGCACGGAAAUAAUGAUGAUCAACCUCCACCACCACCACCACCAUCUGGAGACACAGAAACAACACCGAAGCCGACUGAACAACCAAAGCGUACGACCCCAGCUGUUUCAACUGGUAGUUCUACUGAUGGGACAGCCGCCGAUGGUACCACCACUCCUGCACCAUCUGAUACUCCUGAAAACAACGAGACUGGAUUGGAUAUUGCUCCACCUCCUGCACCUGCACCACCUGAUGACACACCGAAGACGGACAACCCGGAGGAGGGUGAGGAGACAAAGGAACCUGUCACGAAAGAUGAUACGAUGGUGAAGCCACCAGUAGUCGCGGACGAGGAGAAGAGUAAGAAGAACUUGAAGAAGCUGAAGAAGCAGGCUUCAAUUAUGAUAGUAGACAGAGAAGGCAUGAUAGUAGACAGAGAAGGAGUGCUAGGGCAAGCACGAUUACAAGUUGAAAGAGGAGAACUUACACCGUCCGAUUUCGAAAAACUCACAGAAUAUAUCGACGGUCUAAUUGAAGAGCAUAAAAAAGCGAAAAGAGUUCCUACGUUGUUGGAAGGCAACGCCACUACCAGAUUUCCAAAAUCCACGUCGAAAUCUGGAUCGAAGCUCAACUCGAAGGAUAAAUCGAAGAGCAAAUCGAGGGGAAAAUCGAAGGGCAAGUCGAAAGACAAAUGUAAGAGCACGUCGAAGGGAAAGAGGCGUAGACGUAGAUCGAGUGGUAGCUCGACGUCUGGAAGCAAAGGGGGCAAGAAGAAGAAGAAGCCGACGCAGCAGUCGACGACUCAACAAGCACCGGCACCUAUCGCGGUAUAG
Caenorhabditis remanei is the source of this 4677-nucleotide messenger RNA. RefSeq lists its product as uncharacterized. The transcript is spliced from 13 exons. NCBI's taxonomy places the organism in Eukaryota, Metazoa, Nematoda, Chromadorea, Rhabditida, Rhabditidae. Gene Ontology annotation, biological process: protein dephosphorylation. The record is from RefSeq and is a predicted model, not a curated record. The coding region runs from base 1 to 4677 and encodes 1558 amino acids. Gene Ontology annotation, molecular function: protein tyrosine phosphatase activity.